Messenger RNA from Polychytrium aggregatum, 4849 nucleotides. RefSeq lists its product as uncharacterized. Gene Ontology annotation, molecular function: ATP binding; ATP hydrolysis activity; microtubule binding. Gene Ontology annotation, biological process: microtubule-based movement; cytoskeleton-dependent intracellular transport. Gene Ontology annotation, cellular component: microtubule; kinesin complex. The transcript is spliced from 16 exons. The record is from RefSeq and is a predicted model, not a curated record. Bases 282 to 4721 code for a protein of 1479 amino acids. Lineage: Eukaryota; Fungi; Chytridiomycota; Chytridiomycetes; Polychytriales.
AUCACGCCGAGCCAGUGACAUCAUCUCCUCUGUCGCCCGAGAUCCUCAUCUUCCCGGCGGGGCUUUUGAAGGCCCCAAUGACGUCCGCCGGAAGAUAUGGCAGCAAUAGCGGUGCGGCGGCUCCGGCCGGCUUCGAUCCCCUUGCCCUCGCCAGCUGCUCUCGUAGCUCGUGCAGACAAGCUUCUGACCUACAAAAGCCACCAACUCUUGGAUUCAUCAUUGGCUCGUCGCUGUAGCGCAGUCAAUCGCAGGAGUGCAUCCGGCAAACUCUUCUCCCAGCCAUGGCAGACACGAGCAUCAAAAUCGCCGUUCGGGUCCGGCCGUUCAACACCCGCGAGAUCGAACGGCAGGCAAAGCUCUCCGUGAGCAUGGACGGCGCAACGACCAUCCUCAAGCGGGAGGGAGACGAAGAAAAAAAGUUCACGUUCGACUACUCGUACUGGAGCCACGACGGGUUUGACGAGAAGGAGGACGGUCUGUGUGUGCCAAAGUCGCAGUCGCACUAUGCCGACCAGAAACGGGUCUUUGAAGAUCUCGGACGAGCCAUCGUGCAAAACGCCUGGGACGGCUUCAAUACCUCCCUGCUCGCCUAUGGCCAGACCGGUUCGGGCAAGAGUUACUCCAUGUUUGGCUACGGCGCCAACAAGGGUCUGAUUCCGAUGAUCUGUGACGAGCUGUUCACCAGCAUGGCAAAGAAGGGAAGUGAGGAUGUUCAGUUCCGGGUGCUGUUCUCGAUGAUCGAGAUCUAUCAGGAGAAGGUCCGGGAUCUGAUCACUGGCUCUCAGGAGUCGCUCAAGGUCCGACACAAUCCAACGAUUGGCUUUUAUGUCGAGGAUCUCAAAUCAGUUCCUGUCCAGAACUACAAGGAAAUCGAGAUGCUCUCCGAGAAGGGCACUCGCAACCGCACCAUUGCCGCGACCCGAAUGAACGCCACCUCCUCUCGCUCCCAUACCAUCAUCAUGAUCACUUUUAUCCAAGUCUCCAAGGCCGACAACACAGAGAAGCGGUCGAUUAUCAAUCUUGUUGAUUUGGCCGGAUCCGAGAGGACAGACUCGGCUGGAACGGAAGGCGAGCGCCUCAAGGAAGGAGUCAACAUCAACUCGUCGCUGUCUGUUCUCGGUCAAGUCAUCGCAGCCCUUGUUGCCAAACAGAGCGGCAAGAACAAAACCGCUGUCGUCCCGUACCGUGACUCGACUCUGACCAAGCUGCUUGCCAAUGCGCUCGGUGGAAACAGCAAGACAGUUAUGAUUGCCGCCCUGUCUCCGGCCGAUAUCAAUUACGAAGAGACGCUGUCGACCCUGAGAUUCAUGGACCGAGCCAAGCAGAUCAAGACGCAGGCCGUUGUCAACGAAAGCCCGAUCGACAAGCUGAUACGAGAGCUCAAGGAGGAGAACGAAGCUCUCAAGCGCAAGAUGGUCGAGGCAGGCGGCAAGGGCGGAUCCGGCGAAGAUGCCCAGCUGCGACAGCAAAUCAUGGAGUAUGACAAGGCCAUCGCUGAUCUCAACAAGAGCUGGCAGCAGCGUCUCGAGGAGGUGCAGAAGCAGAAGGAGGAGGAUACCAAGGCCGAGAAAGCCAAGGAGAACCGCAAGAACGCGGAGCCAUAUCUGAAGAACAUCAACGAAGAUCCGCUGCUUUCCGGCAUGAUGAUUUACUUUAUUCAGCCCGGCAAAAUGACCAUCGGUCUGAAGCGAACGGGCAAAGCGGAUAUCCCGCUGAGCGGACUGAGCAUCCGCGCCAACCACGCAAUCGUCGCGUGCUCCCAAAACGACGCCACCGUCAUUGUCAACGGUCGCCCGCUGACCAAGAACACCGAGUCCCUUCCACUCGAACACAACGCACGCAUCCUGAUAGGCACGCAGCACCUCUUUGUACUGAAGCUGCCCAGCGUCGCCGAUGAUCCCACCGCCGAGCCCACGUGGGAGAGUGCCCAGGAGGAAAUCGCCCGUGCCUCUGGCUUUGGGAAGGACGAGCUCGCCAGCCAGGCCAUGCAGCUCAUUUACAACGACAUUACUGAGAUUCUUCCCGCAAUCCGCGAGAUCAACGCCAUCGCUGAGGCGCUGAAGAAGACCAAGAAGUUUGAGUUGCUGCUCAAGACAAAGGAGAUGAUUUCCAAGGAGCUAAAGAACAGCGAGGCUGUUUGUGUGCAGAUCAACGACUUUUACCGUCACAUCAAGUGGAUCUGGGACAAGUCCAAGUUCAUGGACAUGCGCGUCAGAAUGCAGGAAAUGUACACUUCCUUUGUCGAAGGUGGCCUCGAGGCGCUGCAAAAGUGGACCAAAGACAAGGAUCCAUUUGAGGUCGAGCCGGUGGAUUGGCACAUUGGCAAUGCGAGUGUGUCGCUCAAGAACCUGCCCUAUUUGAUCGACAUCCGGGAUACAGUCAUGAUCAACAACCUCGUGGGCGGCAACGAGGGCAUCCUCAAAGUGAGCAUCUCUCUCAAGAUCGUCGACCGCGCCAAGGGAGACAAGGCCGAGCUGGGCUCCGACCCAAAUCAACUCCUCACGCGGACAGGAGAGAUUCAAGUGACCCUGCACUCGGCGAUGGGCAUCCGCUGGAAGAAAGGUGAGAUCUAUGCCCGCUAUCAGCUGCCGUUCCAGGUCAAAGAGCCGGCCAAGGCCGUCCACCAGACCAAAGCCAUCUCCAACACAAGCAACCCACAGUUCGACGACGGAUACGCCACCAAGUUCACGAUCACACAAGAGUGUCUUGGUGCGCUGCAGAGCCAGCCGCUGGUCGUCUCCAUCUUUGGGAUCCACAAUCUCGAGGCCAUCAAGCAGGUCUAUGGCGACACGCCGCUGCCGGCGAACCUGGCUCCAGAGCGGCCUGUGACCGCAUCGCCCUCGGAGGAAUACAAGAGCAAACUCGAGCAGCUCUCCGAGCGGAUCCUCAAGUCGCAAUCCAAGGAGGAGAUCGAGAAGGUGCGCAAGGAGCUGGCUGCGACCGUCUCGCAGAUCCAAAAGAACCUCGGGCUCGCUCCCGCGCCGCCGCCCAAGACCCCAGAUGAGGUCAUGGACGGGAACAAAAAGACGGUGCAGGACUAUGUCAAGGCGCUCGUGGCCAUGAUCGCCAAGAUACAAAAGAUCAAAGAUCCCAAGAAGGCCAAGGAGGAGCUCGCGGUCUUUGUGAUGAGCGGCAUCGAAAAGCUCGCGGCCGUCAACAAAGCCCAGCUCUCGGCCGAGGACAAGCAGGACCCUGCGCUGGAGAUCAAGCAGCAGGCCAUCAGCGAUGCCACCGCCAAGAUCAAGAGCAUCCACGCCGCCGAGCUUGGGUCGGCCCAGAGCAAGGAGGACUACGAUAAGAUCGUCAAGGAACUCAAUGGCAUCAACGACACCCUGACCAAGAAUGUCACCAGUCCACCCAAGGUUGCCCCGGACCUUCUCCAGCGCCGCGAGAAGCUCAACGAAGCGACGCUGGCGCUGCAAAAGCGCUCGAACGAAAUCAACCAGCAGCUCCUGAAGGUUCUCCGGACCGCGGUGACCCCCGCGCAGCUCCAGGAGAUCGAGAAGCACCUGGACGCAAUCACCAAGACCAUCGUCGCAGUGCCGCCCGCGGUCGAUUCCAAGGGCUACCCCAGCGCGGCCGUCCUCGACAGCUGCGAGAAGGCCCUCAAGGCAGAGACCGAGCGGGUCGAGUCGGUGGCCAAAGUCGUCGGUGACGUUGCCAAGAUAUCCGACGCGCAGAGCACGGCUGAACCGCUCUCUCCCGAAGACCAGACCCGGCGUGCCGAACUCGAGACCAAGAUCCAGAGCAAGGGCAUGAACGGACAGGACAACAUCCGGGUCUUGGAGGAUGUGGUCCAGCAGCACAAGAUCCAGGCCGAGCGACUCGCCAAAGCAACGCAGAGCGGAGUGGCCAAGACCGACACCCUCCAGGAGCAGUCCAACAAGCUCAUGGUCGAGAUCGAGUACAUGCGCAAGGAGAUUGAGCGGCUGAGCGGCGAUAUGGGGGCCGAGAGCGAGGCGGCUGCCAUGCGCGAGAAGAAGAUUGGCGAGACCAUGUCUGUUCUGGCAACGGCCGAGAACCAGCUGAAGGAGCAAGUCGAUCGCAUGAACCACCUCCAGAGCAUGAUCAAGCGGCAGGUCGAGCGUGGCGACGAGCUCGAGUCGUCCUCCAAGACGACACAGCUCUCGCUGCAAAGGAUGCGAGAGGAGAUUGAGCGGCUCAACGUCAUCAUCGAUCAGCGCAGCGAGGACCACCGGAAAGAGUACCAGCGACUGACCGACCAGAUCGUUGACAAGAACCAAAAGAUUGCCCAGGGACUCAAAGAGAAGGAGGAUCUGCAGGAAGAGAUAGCGGUGCUGCGCGGGGAGCAAGUCCGCCUCGUUGCCUUGGUUGAGUCCGCCGAGAAGCUGCGAAAGGCUCUCCUGGAGCAAACCCGACCAAACUCGCCCACCAGCGGUCCCAACCCCAAUGCCGAGCAGGAGCUGGCGGUUCUCAGGUCCCAGAGCCAGGCAGCCGAAGUCGAAAUCUCGGAUCUGAAGAAAGAGCUCGAGAUUGCGCGGGGCCGCUUGGCAACGGCCAAGGAGCUCGAGACGGCGCUGAAGGGAACCAUCCAGGAGCUGAACUUUAUGUACAAGCAGGCGCGGGCGGCAUACAGCGCUGCGGAAGGCAGGGCAUCGGUCGCCAAGGCUCCGUCGCUCCAGAAUGUCUCCAACAAGGUGUAUCCGAGCGACGUCAGCACUGCGCCGACCACGACGAAAUCCAAGUGUCUGGUUAUGUGAGACACACCGUGGGUUCUGGAUCCGUGGAGGGACUCGUUCUGGAGUGACUCGUUCUAGAGUGACUCUGGGGCGUUUCUGGAUACUGAAAUCGAUACCACUUUCACAGCUGCUGCUGCCGCUCAGCUCCU